CCUCUCUCCAGUAUUUCAGAAAUAAUAACGGCGAGGUGAAACGUCCGUCGGUCCUCAGCUGUCUGCGUCCCCGCUCGUGAAUAUCUCACCUGCACGUCUUGCAAUCUUCUCAGACAUCGUUCAUGACCGAUCCGAGACCUACGAUGAUGCAAUACCAGUGCAGCCAUCCACCCUGACUGAGACUCUGCACGAAGACCUGAUCACCUUUUCUGAAGUCUUGGAUGAGUAUUCUGGGGACGACGCGAACACCUUGGAGUUCGUGUUCCCAAUGAACUUCUGGGAGCGGGCGGUCGCGCUGGGCAGCCGUGCGCAGCAGUAUGCAGAGCACCUCGUGGCAACUGCCAUCGCUCAGCAUGACGCUGCACUCGGAGCGCGGCUGCUUCGUAUACGUUCGGCGAUGAACCAGCUCGUCGUUCACGCGAACGCGCUAGAACGCGAUUUAAACACGGCGGCUGCGGAGAAUUAUGAGAGCAUGGAAUUCAUUUCCGAGAGCCUCGAAGAUAUCCUGGCGCGACUGUUCGAAGAAUUGAAGAAAAUGUUCCCGCCUCCGGACCAAGCUCCGCACCACAAAAAACGACUGAAGCAUGUCGAUAUAGCAUUGAAGAAGGCGGAGGAGGCGAUCAUAGCGUUUGGCAUGCAGCAUGGCAUCUCAGAAGAGGCUAUGCGGGUGCACAUGGAAAACAUUCGCCCGCUCCUUGAACAGGUUGUCGUCGAGAUCGGCGAUCUGAUUGAGGAACAUCCCAUCCUGGCCGAGACACUACUCGGAAUUGGUGUCUUUAUGAUCAUACCCGCAUCGCUUAUUCUGCGCCCUCUUCUCGGCGUGCUCGGUUUUGGACCAUAUGGACCGAUCGAAGGUUCCGCUGCAGCAUGGGCACAGCGAGUGUUUAUCGGUGCGCAAAUCAAGGUAGGCACCUGGUUUGAACACCUCCAAAAGGCAGGACUGCUGGAGGCUAUCCCGAAAAGCAUCUGGGAGACUAUCAAGGAUCUGUUCCAGCGCUUCAUGCAAUGGGCGUUUCAUCGUUAACAGAUGAGUAGUCGUCUGAGAUCCGUCGUCAUUGCAUGACUUUAUAAUAUUAUGCAUAUCCGUGCGCCAUUUUUCGAGGUAUUCCUUCAUCAUUACUGGAGUAUGUUGUACUUAUAGAUUUAUCCUGGGCAUCAAUAUGAGCAGUUUUAUAGAUGACCGCGUGUCCCAUAUGGAUCAUAGAUGUUUCAAUGUAUAAUAUGUUGGUUCGAGAC
Laetiporus sulphureus 93-53 is the source of this 1236-nucleotide messenger RNA. RefSeq lists its product as uncharacterized. NCBI's taxonomy places the organism in Eukaryota, Fungi, Basidiomycota, Agaricomycetes, Polyporales, Laetiporaceae. The record is from RefSeq and is a predicted model, not a curated record. The transcript has 4 exons. Bases 269 to 1024 code for a protein of 251 amino acids.